GUAGUUAACAAUCAGCUGUUGGCUCUUGGGUAGUUUGUAUCGUCGCAGGCGAAAUUAUUAUUAAUAAGAGUUUUAUUGGAUAAUAAAUAAAUAAAAUUUAAUUUUAAAUGGCUCAAAGUAGAUUAGAGCGCAUUGGGACCAUUUUUACCAGGGUUCAAUCGUUGUUAAAAAGUGGAGCAGUGAAAUCGGAGGACAAACCGAUUUGGUAUGUUGUCUAUGAAGCUUUUCCACCAAAAUAUGAGCCAAGAUUUGACAGAGUAGCUCCUAAUAUUGAAAUUCAAGAUAUUUUUUAUAAAGAAGAUAUUAUUAGAGCGAAAUUUCAAAAAGAGUUUGGCAACAAUUUAAGGUUUAACAUUGCAAAAAAUGACACUCAGUCACAUACGCAGAGAUUUAUAUCAAUUUAUCAAGAUUUAGAAAAGACUGGAGUUUCUGACAAUGAGCUUUGGGACAAAGCUUUGGAAGAAUUUAAUAAAGAAAAUACGAGUUUCCAACUUAAAUCACAGCUCAAGGAUGAGGAAAAUGAUAAAACUCCAGCUAAAGAACCAACAAAUAAAGAAUUACCACCUGCGGAAAAUAAAAAAUCAAAUGUAGACUUAUCUAAAAUAUUUGAAUAACUUUUUUAUUGAUUUUUAAUGAAAAUUAAUU
Molecule: messenger RNA, 645 nt
Organism: Cotesia glomerata
Lineage: Eukaryota; Metazoa; Arthropoda; Insecta; Hymenoptera; Braconidae
Product: 28S ribosomal protein S23, mitochondrial-like
Exons: 4
Coding region: 108-614 (168 amino acids)
Biological process (GO): translation
Cellular component (GO): mitochondrion; ribosome
Molecular function (GO): structural constituent of ribosome
Source: RefSeq, a predicted model, not a curated record